This is a messenger RNA of Hypomesus transpacificus, 2783 nucleotides long. RefSeq names its product ly6/PLAUR domain-containing protein 6-like. Bases 1159 to 1689 code for a protein of 176 amino acids. Gene Ontology annotation, biological process: positive regulation of canonical Wnt signaling pathway. NCBI's taxonomy places the organism in Eukaryota, Metazoa, Chordata, Actinopteri, Osmeriformes, Osmeridae. Gene Ontology annotation, molecular function: acetylcholine receptor inhibitor activity. The record is from RefSeq and is a predicted model, not a curated record. The transcript is spliced from 5 exons.
AGUUCAAGCUGUCAUGUUGCAUUAAAAUGCAAAACCUCAUAGAGCCUUAAACUAUUCUUUUAAAUUUUUUGUUUUGGGUUGCAAUCUUAAAGUUACACUAUUAUACAAUAGCUUUCAGGUAAGCUCAGAGGAAGAAGUAAACAACACAGUUUGGUUGUAGUUUCAUACGACUAAAAAAGACCCAAUAACACGUUUGCCAUGUGAAGUGGCAUGCUGGUAGACUAUUCAGAGGAACAAGGAUCCUUCCUUUUGAGGGCUUUUAAUUAUAUAGAGGCAGAUGGAAAGAUCCAGUUCAUGUUGAGAGUUCAAUAGGAGACAUGAUGCUGAAUUGUCAAGGCAAUACUAGUUCACUUUAGAUCCUUUUAGACUAGAAUGUACAAGUUGUCACAAGACGUUACAUCCUUGUGGUUGGAAACCGUUGAACAUCUCAAAUGGUAUUUGGGACUAUUGAAGUAUGUACAAACCAAGAUUUAUAAAGUAGGCAGGUUUAUGCGUGACUUUAUUUGACCUUUUCACUCAUUCCUUUAUGAUGGCUUCUCUGCUGAGGCAUUUUCCAUUUAUAAGUAAAAACAACAUUAUUGAAUGAAAUAGCUUUGUGGGCCACCCCCCCCCCCUUUCCCUUCUUUCUGGGGGCUUUACUCACGGGGUAGUGGUCCUAUUCAUCAGGGGCAGCAGUAUGGAAAGAGAGCAGGUCUAGAGAGGGGCUACCUCCCUAUAAUAUGCUGACCUGCCAUUCUGUUCCAGACUGGUACAGUACAACCAGGGUCAGAGCUAAAUGGCUUGUCAGCUAAUACUAAUGUAGGCUCUGUAUUUCCUCAUUGACGACCCAUCCAGAAAACCCAGGGGGCCGGGAGGGUCAAAAGGCCUAGGAGCAAAAAUGCCUCUUUACAUCCUGGGAAGUGCAAGGUUCAAUGUUUCCUAAAAGAUAAGUAAUGAACCAGGUCUUCUGCUCUAUUUGCCUUCCAUCAAGCCUGAAGAUAAAGCCUACAGAAGUAUGUUGCUGGAAGACUAACUAGGGGGUUGACAUGACCUUUCUUUAAUUAGAGACUAACACAGCAUGGCUGAGAUGAACAGCUGAUCACCAAGCUUGCUGGAUGUUUUUUUCUGAAGACGCUGCUGGCCAAUCGGACACCUGCAUGUGGAGGGUCUCAACCAACCAUGGAGGCCUGGCCAACAGUGGCCCGGGUCCUGCUGCUGGCACUCCUCGCUGAUUGGCCAAAAAUUGCCCAAUCACGUGAUUUUACAGUGAAAGACAUCAUCCUGCUCCAUCCAUCAUCAACACCUCAUCCUGGUGGAUUCAAAUGCUUCACUUGCAAAGACUCUGCAGAUAACUAUGAGUGUAACCGCUGGGCACCAGACAUGUACUGUCCUCGAGAAACACGGUACUGCUACACCCUCCACAUGAUGGACGUCCAGGGGGACAGCGUGUCGGUGACCAAGCGCUGUGUGGCUCUGGAGGACUGUCUGUCCACCGGCUGCACAGACGCCAACAACGACGGCUACCAGGUCUGCAUCUCUUGUUGCGAAGGAAACAUUUGUAACCUGCAGUUGCCAAGAAACAAGACGGGUGCAGUAUUCUCCACCACCUCCCCGCUCCGAAGCGCCACCCUGCAGCUCACCAGCACCUGGCUGCUCACUGGCUCUGUCAUUGCAAACCUCCUAAGCAUUACACUAGCCAGCCACACAUGACAAUGCAAAGGCUUCAACGGUAGCCAUGAGCCUAGCAGGAAAUGUGGGUGUAUGUAGAGGUCUGAGAUCUCCUAUUAUUGUCUCUUGUGUUGUGUAAUUUAUUUAAUGUUUACUGUACCAGAGCAGUAUUAAUUCAUAGAACCACACAUAUAGGAUGUCAUUGUUCAUUUGUUUUUCUACCCAUCAUGUUAAACUUUUUUUUAGAGUUUACUAGGCUAUUGGCAAAGAAUGAGAAUAUAGUACCAGUAAAUACCACAUAGCUGAAUGUUAAUUAGGUUAGCAAAAACACAAUUCAAACUUAAAGGGACAUCAGUGAGUAAGGAAAUGUUUUCAUACUUGCGUGCUCUAUCCUAACUAUGUGCAUAAAUGAAAGUUGGGGAUUGGAUUCCAUCUUGAAAUUUGAUGUUCACAUGUCUACUGUUAUAAUAAUUUUUUGUACUCUCUAGCGUGUACAUAGAAAGUAUUUAUUUUUAUAUGAAUUUUGUGGAUACAAUUUGUUACUUUGAACUAUUAUAUAGGUUGUAUAAUUAAUGUUUUUUGAUGAAGUAGUAUGAGAGAACAAAAACUAGUUUGUGUACAGAGACUAAGACUUUUCUUUUCCUGUUUUGUCCAAUUAAAACAUUGGCUGGCACUUUGUUUGAAUGCCUACACAGUACUGUAUGUCUAGUUUUCAAAAUGGCCUGUGUGCUGGUGAACUGAUAUGCAAAAGUGAAUAUGAGAAAGAAAGAGAACAAAUAAACAAAACCAUGCUCAGCUCAGCUCUGACCCAUUGGGCCCAGGGGUUGUGAGCUUGGGCAUUAAUGCAGGACGUGGGAGUAAGAAAACACACUUCUUCCUCCUUCUAUUCCAAGCAGUAAAAAGAUUAUGCCUUUCAAGGGCUUUAAAUCCUGGAUGUGUAAUAUGAAGUCCUUGAGAAGGGGAUUAUUCUUGUUUAGCAGGGUGUUAAUUUAUCUAUCUGGCCAAGACUUUCUGAAAGUCUGAGAAGUAUUCUCAGAUAAGAUCCCACCAUCCAUGCCUCUUUUGACCACCUGCUGGAAAAUAAAACAUUUAUUUUCUGCUAUUCUCUUGUUAAAAAAAAAAAAAAAAAAAACUUG